CCGAGGUGAAAGUGCAGCUGCCAUUUUUUUUAGCAAAAUCUUCCUCUAUAGUGGGGGAGCAGACAAAGUAUAUGAGUGUUCUUGCCUCCUUAUAUUCGCCGUGCAUCUGCUUUGUGCUUAUCUAACGGCAAUCGUGCAAGGUUUGUGCCAGAGGAGGCGUUUUUACUUGUAGGUAAGCUAACUGCUUAGCUCCGCAGGCUAACGGUAGCAUUAGCUGUAAACAAACACUCGAUAAAGUGAAGAAACGCGCGCCGUUUAAGUCUCACACACAUUUAUCACUUCGGUUUUGGUGAAGGUAGUUUAUUGCAACGGAAAGGUCCAUGCAGCAUUUUGAAUUUUUGGAAUAGUGUGCAGCAGGAGGAAGUUCGGAACUUCGUGGUUUGAGCUUUAAGUUCGCGACACAACACUAGUUUUGAUGACUGAGCGAGUUUACAUCGACUAGCCCGGAGCCUGGUCGCUUCAGAGGAGGUUGUGGUCAGUCCAGUCGUACGGGGAAACCCUUCGGAAGUACGGACAUGUCGUCUUUUUCUGAAUCCGCCCUGGAGAAGAAGCUUUCCGAGCUAAGCAGCUCUCAGCAGAGCGUCCAGACCUUAUCUCUAUGGAUCAUCCACCAUCGCAAACACUCGGCCCUUAUCGUCAAGGUCUGGCACAGAGAGCUCAAGAAGGCGAAAAGCAACCGGAAGUUGACAUUCCUUUAUCUGGCCAAUGAUGUCAUCCAAAACAGUAAAAAGAAAGGACCGGAGUUCACCAGAGAUUUUGAGUCUGUUCUUGUUGAUGCCUGCUCUCACGUCGCAAGUGAAGCUGAUGAUGGUUGUAAAAAGCACAUGGACCGAUUACUUAACAUCUGGAAGGAGAGAAGCCUCUACAGGGCCGACUUCAUCCAACAGCUCAAACUGGCUAUUGAGGACAGCAACAGUCCAAGACCUUCAGAAGAAAGGAAGCCAGUGAAACGAAGCUAUCAGAAAAUCCAUGAAGAGGAGGACGACGAGGACGAUGACUACAGAAGCCAAAUGUCUCCUCGUAACACAGAGUCCAUGUCCUCUUCCCAGCUGACUGAAGAGCUGGUGAAAGCCCUGCAAGACCUGGAGAACGCUGCAUCUGGGGACGCAGCUGUUCGUCAGAAGAUCGCAUCAUUGCCGCAGGAAGUCCAGGAUGUCUCUCUGUUGGAGAAAAUCACUGACAAGGAAGCCGCUGACAAGCUGUCGAAGACCGUGGACGAGGCCUGUCUGCUGCUGGCCGAGUACAAUGGUCGACUGGCUGCAGAGCUGGAGGACCGGCGUCAGCUCGCUCGCAUGCUGACUGACUACAUCAACAGCCAGAAGGACGAGCUGGUGAAGAGAGAGAAGAAACUGGAGGAAUAUAAACAGAAACUGGCCCGAGUGACUCAAGUGAGGAAGGAGCUGAAGUCCCACAUCCAGAGUCUCCCAGACCUCUCCCUUCUUCCGAACGUGACUGGAGGUCUGGCUCCUCUCCCCUCGGCCGGAGACCUCUUCUCCACCGACUGAAAUGGUCUGGCCAAACCCACUACCCACGUGCCCCCACCCCCUCCUCCUCCUCCUCCUCCUCCUCCCGAUCCAACCCACAGGCGUGAGUCACAGAAUAGUCCCGGCUAAGUGUCUAGCGAGGGGGGCACGUGUGGUCCGACCUCUGCCCUCUGGAGUUGCCAGCCGACUGCAGGAGCAGACAGGAGCUGGAGCAAUGACAGAAACAAGGUUUGAUGAACAGUCACUGGCUGGAUUCUCCUGCGCAGUCUCUUCUUGGAAGUAGUUUGUUUUAUGUUGCUUUUAGUUUCCUUUUAUUGCUGGAGGUGCAUUUAGUCGGCGGUGCAAACUCGGGUUUGGUUGAGAGAAGCUGAUAAAGUGGUCGCCAGUUAUCAUUCUAUGUGACAUGUUUUGGAUUUAGUGAAAGUGGGUCCGAAUGACUGUCAGGUGUGCUCGUCUCCACCCUCCACACAAUGUACCGUCAUUAGUUUAGAGCUUUAGUGAUAGAACUGAUCCUUCGGAGCAUUAGAAACCAACAAACUCGAGCCUUGCUUUUGUUAGCUGUUAUUUGCUGAGUUAGCGCGCGUGGAGUUCAUGCUUUUCAUUUUGACACCAAUGCUUGAACGGGUGAAAAUCAUUGGAUCAUCUGUAAGCAACAGUGGUGAAUUAGAAAACCUCAGCUCACCCAACAAUAAACCACCUGCUUUUUACUUGUGUGUUGAUGUGUGAAAUUCCCAACCUCUUUAACAUUUGGCUUGAUUUAGAGAGGAAAAGCCAUUUCGCCGCUUCCAGUUGACAAGGACGCAGCCUCUGAAUUGGCACGUUUUUCCACCCAAACUUUUAUUGCAUCAUGCGUUCACUAGCGUCAGAAUUGUGCCUCCGAUUUUGCAUGAGAAUAUUUUACCGCAUCCAUAAUCUGGUUUUAUGGGCUUUUUCUUUUGCCGGGAGGUUGUUCAUUGAAGCCUUUAAAGAGCAGAUUGUUUCCCAUUUUGGGUCGAUAUUCACAGUUGCAGAUGUUUUAUACCAGUUUAGCACAAACUUGGUUGUUAACCUCAAAGCAGGUUGAAUGUGGUUGACUUGGCUAUAGUGCUUUCUCAUCUGAAGCCUGUUAUCUGUCCUUCGUUUAACUUGCGUGAAGUAUUUUUUCUGUUUGACUCAGUAUUGUCAAAGCGUUGCCUUCUGAAAGGGGCUUUUGAGAAACUACUCGAUUGCUGAGAACAGUUUUGCUCACCGAAAUUAAAAACAGAAAUAUAAAGAUGUUACAAGACGUCGCCCCAAACCAAAUUUUAGAAGUGAUAUUUUUUGUCGCUUCCAGAUUAACUGUGACUCUCAGCAGCUCCGACACGUUUCAUGAAACCAAAGGAUGUUUUGUUACAGAGUCGAGGAUCAACUGAUGCUCCAAAGCCACCUUCAGUAUCGCCACUGUCCGCAUCAUUCAGAUGUCACUGUAGUCACUUGUUUCUGACCUUCUUGUGUGUGUUGUGUUUCACUGAGCAUCGAGAACAGGAGUCGACCGGCUGUACUUUUCUGUAAUGAGCGUGGAUCCCAAUAAACUGGAACC
This is a messenger RNA of Synchiropus splendidus (mandarinfish), 3042 nucleotides long. It is a transcript of the gene rprd1b, whose product is annotated as regulation of nuclear pre-mRNA domain containing 1B. The transcript has 7 exons. Gene Ontology annotation, biological process: mRNA 3'-end processing. The coding region runs from base 516 to 1505 and encodes 329 amino acids. Lineage: Eukaryota; Metazoa; Chordata; Actinopteri; Syngnathiformes; Callionymidae. Gene Ontology annotation, cellular component: RNA polymerase II, holoenzyme. The record is from RefSeq and is a predicted model, not a curated record. Gene Ontology annotation, molecular function: RNA polymerase II complex binding.